CUUCAUAGCGCGUGUGUCGUUCGUACGUCGAAUCACGGUCCGGAAAACAUACGCUACGUUACGAUCGUUCCCUCCACAGUCCUCGUUAUAUUCGUUCUUUUUCCGCUUCCAAGAAACGUUGGACUAUAUUCGCGGUUCGUUUCCGAGUGCAGUUUCAUGGUAUUCGUCGAUGACGCAAUACCGCGACGUUCGUCGAAAAAUGUCGAAUCUGGCGAUACUUUGCGAAAAACAUUGACGCGCGCGGUCUAUGUUGGUUGAAAUUGUCGGUGACGAUGCGAAGGUCAAAAGGGAUCGUCGUAUAAUCAUCGGUGUGCCGUUGGAAUUUCAUGGAAAAUAGAACACGAAGAAGGGAGGGAGAGAGAGAGAGAGAGAGAGAGAAUGAGUUUCGUGGAAAGUGACUGAACGGUUAAACGAUUUAUCGGUUAAAGCGGGGAAAAAAAGACGCGCGUGGAGAGUUAUUCGAAAUCCCGAGUAAACACGCAGUUUCCACGAGUAGGACGAAAGUUUAUGUUUGACGACAAAUAUCAAACGGAUCGGUCGAGGUGACGCGAACGCGUAGUCACCAAAGUUCCCGUAUUUGUUUUGGACGUUAACGGGGUGCCGACCGAAGGAGAUCGGUUUUCCUUCGCGGAAAAGCCUACUCUGGAUCGUAGGGGCGUAAUUUUCAACCUGAGAACCCCCGGUCAUGGCGGUUCUCGGAUUCGAAAAGUACGCGAUCUGAAACGUUUCCCGGCUUCUCGGUAAAUUAGUUUUUCUACGAAAUCUCAAGAUGACGACACCGGUCGAGCGUGGACUCAUCGUCUUGUCGUUCUUCACUGCGAUCUGCCAGGCCAACGAACUUAAGGACUACUGUUCCAUGCACAAGUUCGACAAUUUGCCACCGGGUGGACUCAGGUUUACGAAGGAAGUCGUAACGACGGAAUACGCGAACAUCGGUGCGUUCAAAGCCCUUCAUUGCUGUCUACGAGGAUACAGGAGCAUCGAAUGGUACAAGGACAACAGGGCCUACCCUUGGCCGGGUGGCGAGAGCCACUUCAUCCUGUACCCGGAGAGCGCGAACCAGACGAUUUACGCGCAAAAGGUGAGAGCCUCCGACGCUGGCCGAUAUUCGUGUCGGGCGAGGAACGACACCACCUUCCUCGAAGGAGACAUCACGCUCGCAGUUCUCGGGGAAAAGUCCGGCGGAUACACGGGCAAACCGCUGCCGACGUACAGGCCAGCCUCGCAGUUGGUACCCCUGGGAGGAGCGGCGAGGUUGUUCUGCGAGGCGUACCUGGGCAAGGUGGACCUGCCCGACGCGAAAAAUUCGGUGACCUGGUCCAAGAGCGACAGCAACCUCACGCUACCAAGCCACGGCAGGAUCGCGCAGCACAGAGUGUCCAGGGAGAACAAUCAGAUCGUCGGCUCUUACCUGGAGAUCGAGGACAUAACGCUGGAGGAUUACGGCGAGUACAAGUGCGAGGUUAGCAACGGCGUGGACGAGGAGAUCACGUUACCCGCUCACGUUUAUCGGCAAGAGCCGCAGUUCGCUUUGGGACUGCAAAACGGAUCCUGGAGGAGGUCGUUCCUGGUCGGCGUCCUGGUGCUGGUCCUGCUCAUCUCGGCCGGCGCGUUCUACGCCCGCUGCUGGCUGCCUCUGGCGCUCCUCUGUCGCGACAAAUUCGCUCCUCUCGAGGAAAACGACGGCAAGGAAUGCGACGCUCUGGUGUGCUACCACGAGAAGGACUCGAGCCUGGUGAUCGGUAUAGUGAUACCCACGCUGGAGUCCAGGCAUCGAUACAAGUGCACGGCGUUGGAGCUGUCCCAGCUGAAUCAGAACUGGGGUCUGGAGAUCGGCGCACACGCCACUAUGAGCCGGAGAAUCAUCGUGAUCUUGAGUCCGGCUUCCCUGGGAAACGUUUGGAACGAGACUAGCAUCGGGGCGGUGCUGAACCAGCUGUCAUCGCUCGCGACGCGAACAAUAGUGAUCGCGACGAAGGACCUAUCGAACACAACCAUGAUCGCCAAACGAUCGAGUCGGAGUUGCAACGACGGUAGCGAACUCUCGCUCGAUCGUUUAAAAAUACUGCACUGGGACGAAACUGGAAACUCGACUUCGGGUAACCAAAAGUUUUGGUACAAGCUCCGGCUCGCUAUGCCACCGGUUCGACCGAUUAGUUCCGAAAGUGGCUGCCAAUCGGUCGCCAUGAUCGUCCAGGCGAACGGGAAAUGCGGACAACAGAAGGCCCGAUCGCGCGAAAGUCUCGAGGUUCUCGUCUAAUCGGGAAC
Messenger RNA from Eufriesea mexicana, 2268 nucleotides. Its product is annotated as single Ig IL-1-related receptor. The record is from RefSeq and is a predicted model, not a curated record. The coding region runs from base 770 to 2260 and encodes 496 amino acids. Lineage: Eukaryota; Metazoa; Arthropoda; Insecta; Hymenoptera; Apidae. The transcript has 7 exons. Gene Ontology annotation, biological process: signal transduction.